Durotheca rogersii is the source of this 2170-nucleotide messenger RNA. RefSeq lists its product as uncharacterized. The record is from RefSeq and is a predicted model, not a curated record. The coding region runs from base 173 to 1786 and encodes 537 amino acids. Lineage: Eukaryota; Fungi; Ascomycota; Sordariomycetes; Xylariales; Xylariaceae. The transcript is spliced from 5 exons.
AGAAAUUGUUACAUAAAGAGGAGAACGAUUCAGCCUCUCCCAUUCUCAACAAACAAACAAUACGCCAUCCUCUAUGUUCACUAGGCUACGGCCUUCUCAAUAAGGAACUCCAAACCUCAACUCUUAUUACCCCUAUUGGUCUCCAUAUUGGGUCGGUUAUUACGAUUUAACCAUGGCGACUAAGGCUGUAACAACAGCCUUCCUCCUCCUAGGUGCCAUCCAAGAUGUGGCGGCCUUCUGGCGUAUGGAGUGUCGCGGCCGUACAGGUCUAGCCAGAAUGGACCCGAUUAUGGAUCCGGGCGUGGUCUCUCCUCACAUCCAUGCCGUCCACGGUUCUUCAGGAUUCGCCCUUGAUGCCACUUAUAACGACCUUGUUGCUGGUAGCUGCACCUCAUGCGCUGUCAAGCAGGACAAGUCGGCAUAUUGGACUCCAGCCCUCUACUUCCAAGAUGCCGAAACGCAAGAAUUCGAAGUCGUGCCACAGGUUGGAGGCAUGCUCGCAUACUAUUUGCUGCGUGGUCCCAAUGUCACUGCGUUUCCUCCCAACUUCCACAUGGUAGCUGGAAGCAAUUAUCGCCGAGAUUACACCGUCGGAGAUCCCAAGGCUCCUGAUCCCCCUCAGUCCAGCUGGGUCGCUCUCAAGCAGACUAGCCAGGAAGAUCUUGAACAGCGUGCGCUCGGAUUUAACUGCAUGAACUAUCAGAAGACUCCGGAGGGCUCCCUUGACCGCCAUUAUUUGCCGGACAAAGACUUCCUCGACGCCAACUGUAUCGAUGGCCUUCGCCUCGAAGUCAUGUUCCCUUCGUGCUGGAACGGCGAAGUCGCUGCGCAGGACCACAAGAGCCAUGUGGCCUAUCCCGAUCUAGUUGGAAAUGGCGUCUGUCCCGACACCCAUACCUCCCGGUUGCCAACUCUUUUCUACGAGAUCAUCUGGGAUACGCAUGCGAACCAAUUCCAAGGCCGCAAGGGGCAGUUUGUUAUUUCAAACGGAGACCCAACUGGAUUUGGGUAUCACGGCGAUUUCAUGAAUGGUUGGGAUCCCGCGUUUUUGCAAAAGGCCAUCGAUGUCUGCACCAAUGACUCGGGGGAUAUCCGGGACUGCCCAGUGUUUGUGGAAAACGGCCCUCUCCAGACCGACGAGGAGCAACAUGCUUGCGAGUUUGCCCUUCCCGAGGCGUUGGCUGGCGAGGACGGUGCCGUGCCGAAUCUGAAGAGCCUACCCGGUAACCUCGCGAUCCAGUCUGGCCCGCAGUCGGCUACUCGUGGUUCCGCUGAUGCCACUCCCAUCGCCUCAGUUGUCAACAGUGUCAUAAGCGAUGUUCUCGGAGCCGGUGGCACAACGACAACGGCGCUCUCUACUACUUCGUCGUCGCUUGUCACUUCUUCUAGCGCGAUUGCGACUAGUUCGGCGCCAGGCGGAGCCUUCAUCGAGUCUUCGCCAACCCCGGCGGUGUCUUCUCAAGAUUUUAACGCUCUCACCUCACCGCUCCAGCCGACACCACCCGAACCGACACCAUCGAGCGAAUCCUCGAGCUCGGAACCCGCACCACCUACCACCACCUCGGCCCCAGUAUUCACGUCCGAGCCUGGUGUGGAGUACCGUGUUGUUAGCACCCAGACUAUUACGCACGGUCCCCUGAUCGAGGAGAUAGUUUGGAUGGAGCCUGUCGUUUAUGUGACUGAAGACUCUGUCACCACAGUCACUGUCAAUCCUCCUGCGGUGAGGUCUGCUAGGAAGAUUCAAGGAAGACACGCUUUGCAGCAUCGACACCACGGCCAUCACUGACGUCAAGGUCGAUGACCGGUCGUCUUCAUGUUCUCUUCGAUGGAGAUAUUCUCCCGUCAGUAGUGAGGGACGAUAUGUUUUGCGUCAUUUUCCAGGGUGCUGCCUGAGUUCCUACACCGUCCGAGUGCUAUUUCACUGCAUUCCGGGAAACUAAGCAGUGCCUGUGAUGAAUUAGAAGGAGUUUAAGCAGGCAGAAAAAAAAAACAAGCUGUGAGCAGGCCCCGUGAUGCUAUUUUCAGAGUCGGCGUUGGCCGGAGGUGACACUGCGUGAGGCAUAGUCUUUAAGGCGUUAAAUCGAGGGAGGUUUAUUACGGGCAUAUACCAGUACGCGGCGUAGUCGUCGGCAUUGCAUAACGGGUAUAUCUCUUCGGGCAGAAGAGACCC